UAUAAAGACGGACGAGUUCUCGGUUUCGUUCAUCAGUCCACUCAACAACAAUCAAGUUCAAAGCUGCCCAUUCCUCACUGUUGGUACGCACCGUUCUUGAUUGAAGAGAAAAAAUGAUUUCUAGCAUUGUAAGUCGUCCUCUGAUGAUGCUGCUGUUUGCUGUGGCGUACGUGUUGGCUUCUCCUGCUAACUACGUCACCAGCAAAUCGUCCACAACGUCGUAUGGCAGUCCAGCUGUAACGAUCUUGAAGCAAAUCAACCAACUGAAUGACGAUGGCUCUUACACGUUCGGAUUCGAAGCGUCAGACGGAUCGUUUAGAGUCGAGAAUAUGGACGUGAACGGUUACAUGACUGGCAAAUAUGGAUACAUCGAUUCCUACGGCAAAGCACAAGAAACUGAAUACGCGGCUGGAAAGAUGGCCGGACAGUCUGUCGGAUUCCAAGCUCGAGGAACUCUGCUCAAUAAUGCAGUUCGUAGCAGCCAGCCGUUUCCCUUCAUCCGCGCAUCCACCAAAUCGGUGGAACAGAAAGCUUUAGAUUACCUGUACACUAGCGUUGAUGACGAUGAAGAUGGCUUUCCUGAUCCACCGCCAGUCCGCAGCACCAACGACUACAACGCUGGAGUUGUCCGCAUUUCUUCUCCAGCUAAGGCAGCUUACGACAUCCAGCCAACCGUAGUUCGGGUAGUCAACCCGCACGUUUCUCCAUUUUUGGACGUCGGCGUAGCGACUAAGGCUCGUAAGAGCAACAACGCCGCAAACGUUCGUUUCGUUUCGUCGUCCAAAAAUUCAUACGAAAGCCAACCGACAUCCGUCCGCGUUGCCGAUCCGUACGAUGCCACUGUUUCCGACAUCCGCGUGUUAACCCCGACUCAAACGGUUUCUCAAGCUGGUAUCCCUAAUGUCCGCGUCCCUGUGAGAAGCUCAUCCCGUCGUACCAACAAUGUAGUUCGCUUUGUCGAUCAGAAUGACGACGCGUACGUUAAGAACACCAACGUCCGCGUUGUGGCCCCAACCCGGAUCUCUUACGAUCAAGCUCCUUCGACCAUCCGUGCCGUAAACCGAGAAACGGCCACAUACGAGAGCUUUCCGAUUGUAAGGCAGACCGUGGAGCCCAGCCAGACCAUCAAGGAGGUUGCUCAAGUGGCGGUACCUGUCGUCCGAUUGGCUUCAUCCGGUUACGGGAAGUCUAGUGGCCGUUCGACUGGCCGAUUGGAAGAGUUCCUGAGGAGCCUGAAGAAGAACCAGAGGAACAGUGGCAAUAGUUACAAUACUUAUCAAUCAGGUAGCAGUGAUUUGAUCAUCCAAAAUGAUUUCGAUUCGCAAGAAGUGUUCCAGCCUGUCCAGGACUUCCAGCCGAUUCAGGACGACGCAAUUUCCAUCGAUUCCUUUGGUCUUACCCGCAUCAUCUAACAGCUGCCCAUCCAAGAGAUCCUGUAGAAAAAUGAUAGAAUUUGAAUUAUUCCAAUUUUUUUUUAUUAAACUUUAAUGCAAUUUAACGGUGGUUUUGUUUCUGUACUAACUUAUCCUUUCUACAUUAUGUUUGAUAAUAUAUGUUAUAUGACUAGAA
Molecule: messenger RNA, 1569 nt
Organism: Daphnia carinata
Lineage: Eukaryota; Metazoa; Arthropoda; Branchiopoda; Diplostraca; Daphniidae
Exons: 3
Coding region: 114-1412 (432 amino acids)
Cellular component (GO): chitin-based extracellular matrix
Molecular function (GO): structural constituent of chitin-based larval cuticle
Source: RefSeq, a predicted model, not a curated record